Messenger RNA from Cylicocyclus nassatus, 4146 nucleotides. NCBI's taxonomy places the organism in Eukaryota, Metazoa, Nematoda, Chromadorea, Rhabditida, Strongylidae. The record is from the annotation of a GenBank genome assembly.
CAUAUCCAAUAAUUAUAGGACUUUAUGAAACAACCCGUAUGGGAUGAAAACACCUUCAGAGAUGUUUUGAUUCCAACAGUUCUCUCCUUCUUGAAGGAGGGGAUUAACGGGAUUGCCAAAAAACAGAUUCUAUCAACAAACAUCAUAUGCCGUAGGGUGGAUCCAGAAGACGAACAAUUUCCGUUAUUGACGCAUGGCGACCGUUCUUCGUCGAAUUACUGGAAGGACGUUGCUGACAGGUUUGGCGUUUCUUACUGUAGGACAGAGGGAGAUGUGAUUGCCGAAGCAGAGUUCCGCCCUUUCCGAAUUAUCCCUCAUAUCGUCCCCAUUAUUGCUAUCAUUUAUUGCGACAAACAACUGGUCAUUGUCUAUGAUGAACUGAGUUCUGAUUGGGUGGAUCUGAAUGUCGUUUUGCGAUAUCCUUAUGCUAACAUCGAGCAGUAUUCACAGGUUCACAACUUCGUCGUGGCAUCCAUUGCUGACGUAUACUUUCAACUGGAUCGUUUGCGAUUUUAUGUAAAGGAUCCAUUGUUUCUUUGCGACAAUGUGUUCUGGUUGCUGUGUGAUCCAUUUGGAAGUAGUUACGAUGAAUAUCCUUUCGAGGACUUUGAAUAUCAAAGUCCCACAACUUCAAGCUGGGUCAAUGGAACCAUGUCGAAUUACGAUUACAUAAUGGUCCUGAACAAAGCUGCAGGUCGGGUCAGAGGAGACGUGCAUAAUCAUCCGAUAUUUCCUUGGGUUUGCGAUUUCAAACAGAGGGACGGUGGAUGGCGCGACCUAUCAAAAACAAAAUACCGUCUAACGAAAGGAGAUGAUCAGUUAGGGCAAAAUUAUCAGCAUCUAUCACAUCAUAUUCCUGAAGUCUUGUCCGAUAUUGGCUACAUGGUGUACAAAGCUAGAGUGGAGUCGAAAGCUAAUCUCUGCAAGCAUGUUCGCAGCAAUUGGGUGCCUGAAGAAUAUCCAGCAAGUAUGGUCCGAAUGUAUGAGUGGACACCAGAUGAGUGCAUUCCCGAAUUCUAUGACGAUCCUUCAGUUUUGGUGUCAAAGCAUGCAGACAUGCCUGAUUUGGAGCUUCCAUCGUUUGUGGCGUCCCCAGAGGAGUUCAUUAAAUGGCACAUGGAAAUGCUGGAAAGUGAUGAGGUGUCGCGACAUCUUCAUAAGUGGAUUGACCUCAAUUUUGGACACACUUUAUCUGGUGACAUGGCGAUCGACAGUCUCAAUGUGCAUAUGUGCUUUUCGGAGCCGAAAACUCACCGGUUGCGCACCAAUGGAGUGGUGCAACUAUUUCAUCGUCCUCAUCCGAAGCGACUUCGAGGAACAAGCGGUAAUCCACUUGUGGAUUUAGACAGCCGCGGUUUUGAACUGAAAGAUUUUUCUGCCGAAGUUUCCGGAAAAUCCGAUAACGAACCGGAAUCUCUGUUGGAAAUCUAUCAAAGAAAAAUGAAGGAGCUGAAAUUCAAAACACCUGCUGAAGAAAUGUUCCUCUCAUUUGUGCACACCUUAUUUCGAUUUCGAGGUCACUUUUUGAGAUUCAUACCGCUGCAGGAGUUUGAUGCAAACAACAAACGAUUCAUUGAGAACUCCUUCGACUUACCAAGCUCUUGGUCGGAGCUUGUCAAUGAGAUCGUAAAUGGCUGCGCUGAGUUUACCAACUCCAAAAGAAUCCCCUUUUAUCUUCUUCAUGCUCUCGAAAUUCCUAUGGAGAUUAUUGAUUUUCAUGACACGAUCUCCCACUAUUAUUCAUUCCAUCUUCUCAGGAAAUCUAUCGUAGUCCAGGGCAAUGAGAUACGACUCCAAGAGGUGCUGUUACGUGAGAUCGAUGCGCUCAAGAAUGCAAUGGAAAGUUGUGUGAUGGAGAACUCCUCGGUUCGAUUAUUCGAACGUAUGAUUGCAGACAAGGAAUCCGCUGUGCAGGCGGUCCAUCGUCUCUUCAUUGUCAUCUGUAGAACAUUUGACAAUCAGUCAUUCGAUCAAAUCUUGAGACCACUCGUCAAGCUUCUUGCUUGCGAUUCAUCUAUCAAGCUGCUAGAUCGUCGCUUCUUGUUACCAGCCUCUAUCGCUUAUGGCACUUCAAGAUUUUUGAAGGAGUUUCUACCCACAGUCAUUGAAGCCGUUGCAUCACUUCAGAUAGAUCGAAGCAUGGUAGCUAAGGAGAGCGUAGUUUGGCUUUCCAAAAGAUAUGGACCUGUAAUAAGUGCCCGAUUCAUUACGGCUAACCUAUUGCGGGUUCUGGGUUCCUGUUAUACGGGUAUGGCACUAAUGGGAACUAACCAAGAACCUCAGUCUGUAUUCACUCUUCCACUAAUUGGAGAUGAAUGUGGCGCGAGAGUUGAGGCUUGUUUAACGGAGAUUGCUGCCACUUACAGUGUUACUUUUGUGACUGUUCAAUAUUUACCAUUUUGUGUUGAUAUAGUGGAACAGGCCAUGAAACGGCUUACUCCACCCAUUGAGGCAGGUCUGUUGGCAGCGUUUCGAAUUGCUAGACUUAGCGCCAAGUCAAUGACGGAUCAUCAGUUAAUGAACUAUCUUGAGGACUACAUCGUGGAUAAGAUAAUUGUUCGAGCGCUGCAACUGACAUUCAAUGCCAAUUCCUCUUUUUAUGACAACCGCUCCAGAACUAUCGUCGCUGCUGGGGCUGUGUCAUUGUUGUAUAACAUCUCAAUGCGGAUAGGUCUUGAAAAUACGAGAAUGUAUGCCAGAAAGCCAUUUGAACUGAUGUUCGAGACUUUUGGGAAAUUAUACGAAGCAGAUGAGCAGUUGAGAAUAUCUCCAAAAAAAUUGAAAGCUGAUGAGGCAAUUGCUUUCAUUCCACUUUGGUUUGUCUCCUCUGUUAUAGACAGGUUUGCAAGCUCUUGGGGUGUACCACUGCUGUCUUCUUUCUGCUCAGAUCCAGCUUUUCUCGUUCCCUUUGUUAGCUCUCAAGUGGCAAGUUCUCCAUCCUCACCUUUGCGAAUGACAUCGGUUUAUCAGUUGAACAGCUUCCCUUCGGGUAAUCGACUGCUAUCCUUGUCAUCCCCACCAUCGCACUCAAGCCUCUCCAGCAUCGGUGGAGUCGGACUAUGUGAAUCAACUUCGUUGAGUGCUCUCUGGUGUGCCCGAAUAUCUGCUGCUGUAUGUACAGCUGAAGGAAGAACUGCUCUACGCUUUGAUCAUCUCUCGUUGUGCACAUUCAAUGGCCACGGCUCAACCGUCCGCCGAAUUGUCGCACUUUCGAACGAAAAUUCAUUUAUCUCCGCAUCUUCCGACAAAACUGUCAAGCUUUGGUCUAUCAAACCUGAGCUAGACGCAGUCGAGGCACAGCAGACAUACAGUAGACAUCAGCGUUCCAUUCAGGACGUGGCUCUUCUGGCCAAUAAUCUCAUCGCAUCGACUGACGGGAUUCUCCAUGUAUGGGAUCCAUUUCGAGGUGCAAUUAUUGCCCAACUAGACUGGGAUUCUGAACCAACUAUCUCUGGACUAGCCCAUGUGGAUCGACAUUCAAUGGCAGCUAUCUCCAGUCUUCACUCAACCGUUCGAUUACUAGACACACGAACGGGUGGCUGGACCAGCGAACUAAAAGUGUCAAACUUACCCGGCCUUACCAGGGCAUUUUCUGUACGAGAUUCUGGUCGUAAAAUGGUUGUUGCUUUAUCAAACGGGACUUUGGUAGUUCUUGAUGCUCGAACCGGUAGAUUAACAUCUCUUUCUCAUGGAAAUAAUACACAUACUACUGCGGUAAAAUGGCUAACCGAGACAGAUUUCCUUGUGUGUGAUGCUGACGAACCUGGGACCAUCUUUUCCGCCAACCCGCGAAUAUGUACCGUUCGUAAAUUUGCCGACACUGUCACGAGCGCAUUUGUCAGUGAUGACAAGCUCGUGACGCUUCAGGGCGGUAGUGUCCUCAGGGUUUACGGUGGAGCUGACACACUACUGGAAGCCAAAAUCAAACUAGAUAAUCAAUCUGGUAGUCCUUCUUCAAUCUGCUACUUACCUCUAAAUAACGCAUAUCUUGUGGGAUCAAGUCAGGGUUCUAUUCGCUUAAUGUGCUAAGCAUUCCUAUUUACUGUACACAUUUUGCUUCAUGGGUUGUUACGUUCUCACCUCUUCUUGUACGGUUUAGUCUGUGAUAUUUUCAUUGACAGCGCUUUUGCUCUACUUACAAUGAAU